Molecule: messenger RNA, 1584 nt
Organism: Triticum turgidum subsp. durum (durum wheat)
Lineage: Eukaryota; Viridiplantae; Streptophyta; Magnoliopsida; Poales; Poaceae
Source: the annotation of a GenBank genome assembly
AUGGAGGCAUGGCUCCUGCUCCCUGUCGCCCUCCUCCUCCCCCUCCUCAUCGUCCUGCUCGCGCAGCGCGUCGCGGCCGGGGCGGGUAAAGCCAAGAACGGCAGCCACAUCCCGCCUGGCCCGCUCGCCUUGCCGUUGCUCGGCAGCCUACUGUGGCUGAGGCACUCCUCAGCCGACGUGGAGCCCCUACUCCGGCGCCUCAUGGUGCGGUAUGGCCCCGUCGUGUCCCUGCGCGUCGGCUCCCGUCUCUCCAUCUUCGUGGCCGACCGGCGAGUGGCCCACGCCGCCCUGGUUGAGCGCGGCGCCGCUCUGGCUGACCGCCCGGCGGUCACGCGCGGCCUCUUCGGCGAGACCGGCAACACAGUCGCGCGCGCCAGCUACGGGCCCGCGUGGCGCCUCCUGAGGCGCAACCUCGUCUCAGAGACGCUGCACCCGACGCGUGUCCGCCUCUUCGCGCCUGCGCGCGCCUGGGUGCGCCGCGUGCUCGCGGACAAGCUGCUGCGGGAGUCCGGCCCCGGCGUGGAGGCGGCGACCCGCGGGGUCCUGGUCAUGGAGGCGUUCCGGUACGCCAUGUUCUGCCUCCUCGUGCUCAUGUGCUUCGGCGAGAGGCUCGACGAGGCUUCGGUGCGGGCGGUCGGCGCCGCGCAGCGCGACUGGCUCUUGUACGUCGCGCGAAAGACGAGUGUCUUCGCCUUCUGGCCGGCUGUCACCAAGCACCUUUUUCGCGGCCGUCUCAAGAUGGGCCUCGCCCUGCGGCGGCGGCAGAAGGAGCUCUUCCUGCCGCUGAUUGACGCGCGGUGGGAGCGCAAGAAACAGAUCAACCGAGGCGCCGGCGUGGUGUUGCCGAUGGCGGAGACCACGUUCGAGCACUCGUACGUGGACACCCUGCUCGACAUCAAGCUCCCUGAAGAAGAGGCUGGCCGCGCGCUCACGGACGACGAGAUGGUCAUACUCUGUUCCGAGUUCCUUAUCGCCGGAACCGACACCACCGCCACCGGGCUGCAAUGGAUCAUGGCUGAGCUCGUCAAGAACCCGGCCAUCCAGGAGAAGCUCUAUGACGAGAUCAGGACCACAACUGGUGGCGACCAGGCAGAGGUCUCCGAGGAGGACAUCCACAAGAUGCCUUACCUCAAAGCCGUCGUCCUUGAGGGACUGCGCAGGCACCCACCGGCGCACUUCUUGCUGCCGCACAAGGCGAUGGAGGACAUGGAGAUUGACGGGUACCUGAUCCCGAAGGGCGCCACUGUGAACUUCAUGGUGGCCGAGAUGGGCAGGGACGAGCGGGAGUGGGAGAAGCCGAUGGAAUUCGUGCCAGAGCGAUUCUUGCCGGGCGGCGAUGGCGAGGGGGUGGAUGUGGCCGGCAGCAGGGAGAUCAGGAUGAUGCCAUUCGGCGUCGGGAGGAGGAUCUGCGCCGGGCUCGGCGUCGCCAUGCUUCACCUUGAGUACUUCGUGGCCAAUUUGGUCAAUGAGUUCGAGUGGCGUGAGGUUCCAGGCGACGAGGUGGACUUCGCCGAGAAGCCGGAGUUCACCGUCGUCAUGGCCAACCCGCUGUCCGCGAGGUUGGUGCCCAGAAGCAGGAGCUGA